Sphenostylis stenocarpa is the source of this 1746-nucleotide messenger RNA. Lineage: Eukaryota; Viridiplantae; Streptophyta; Magnoliopsida; Fabales; Fabaceae. The record is from the annotation of a GenBank genome assembly.
AUGGUGGACGGCGGCGAUUUCGCCGGCACCAUUUGCUCGAUCUGCUACGAGCCUCUCAACCCUAUUAACGAGGACCUCCAAUCGGUCUCCAUCUGCGGCCACGUCUUUCACGAGCUUUGUCUGCAGCAAUGGUUCGAGUACUGUUCGAAAGGAAAGAAACGCACUUGCCCCAUUUGCAAGCAGAGUUGCAGGGCAAGCGACGCGUGCAGGCUUUAUUUUCAGUCAGUGGGGGACGCGAACGAUGGUGGGAAGCUUCAGAAGCGCUUUGAAAGUGAGGAGAAUGUUGGGGUACUGCGUAUGGAAGUGAAGAGAUUGGAGGUGAAAGUUUCGGGGCUUAAUUCUGAGCUGGAACGGCAAACAAAGGAAUUGGAAGGAGUUAAGGAGGAGCUUUGUAUUUGCAAGGAGCAGGCAAAGAUAGAAACAGCAUUAAAGAAUGAGGCUUUAAAUCAAAAAGCAUCCAUACAAUUCCAGUUUCAUAAGAAAUCAGAGGAGCUUGAGAAGUCAACUUUGGAGUCUUUUAGAUUAAAAGAAAAGAAUAUGGCUUUGGCUAAAGAACUUGCAGCAUUAAAAUUAGUGUCUGAUCUGGACAUUGAUGAAGAGGAGGUUUUGAAGCUUGCCACUUUUGGUAAUGGGGCCAACAGUAAAGACACAGUAGAUACAUUGAAAAAAUCUUUGGUCAUGCGGAACAGGAGUUAUAAAGAAUUGAUGGCCAAGUGCAAUGUUCUUGGAAGAGGUGAGGCCCGUUAUAGCAAAAAACUUGAGAAGGCUAAAGAGAAGAUCGCUAAACUGAAGGCAAGGGUACAAGAACUGGAGACAUUAGCUGAAGCAAAAGAGAAUGAAUAUUUGAUGUCUCUGAAACUUUCAAAAAGCACAAAGAGUUCAAAGAAUCUUGAGAGUAACUUCUUCAACUCUGAUUCUGAUGCAUUGACAGCUUGUAAAUUUUCAUUGAAAGAACAAAGCAAACAGAUCUCAACACCCAAAUCUGGAAUAAACCUGGCUGCAAAUGACAACAGUAAAUCUUUUCAUUCUUUGAAGAUAGAGAACUCCAGUGCUACUACAAAUAAGACUGUGAAUAUUAUUCAUAGAACUCCUGAUAAAAAGAGAGACUACAUCACAAUUGAUGAAGAUGAUUUAGAAGGCACUAACGCUUUGCAAGGAUGUUCACAACAAAACUACAAAGAUCGAGACAGGGAUAAUAUUGCUUUUAGCAAGCCUUCUCUAGCGAAGCUAGAGACCAUGUCUACCACAAAGACCGAAACGUUAUUCCAAGGAAAAUGUACUUUGGCUGAGUCUCCCAGAGUUGAUAUUGAAAUUGACAUUUCUAACAUUUCAGCUGGUCCUAUGGAUGAAGAUGUAACUUUACAAACCACCAUUAAACAACCUGUGGUGAACAUUAGAAAGGAAUCACCAUUUACAAUUUCAAAUUCAGGUCCAGAGAAUAUAUGCUUUUCUGGUGGUUUGCUUGGUCCUGAUGGAACUCAUCGGUUCUUGGGAAAAUGGUGCAAGCGUGGACAGAACAGUGAAUCAUCAUCUGCAAAGAGAUCAAGUAAUGGGGAUUUAAUAGCUGUUGGGGCUGAUGGUAGAGGUGGUAGAAUAAAAGUUCUAAGGACUCCUACCCAAAUCCUCUCGGGUGGUAAGGAAAAUUCAGCAAGUUCAAAACGGUCAAAGCUUGGACCUAAAACAAGUAGUUUGCAUUCCCAGGGAUGCCUUCAGAUAGAACACUUUUUUGGGAGAGUCACUCAAUAA